AUGACAACAAUAAUGGAAUUAAUUAAUUUUUUUGAUCAUGAUUCAAAAGAAUAUAAAGAAUUUUUACAACACUUAAUAUGUUUUAAUGGAGAUAUACCAUUUAGUAUAGAAGAGGUUGAUAAAGCACAAAGUGCCAUUAUAUCAAUUGUAAAUACUUGUUUAAAUCAAUCACAGUCUCGAUAUAAUGGGUUAUUAAUUUUGGAUAAAAUUUUGCCACAAUGCUCGAAUGAUGUUUUUUCGAAAUAUUGCAUACUAUGGAUAUCAAAAGCUACUCAAGUAUUAGAAAGUGUUCAUAGUAACUCGCAAGAAUUAUCUAUCUCUUGUAAAGUUCUUGGACAUUUGAUCAUUAAGUCGAAAGAUAUUUCAGACAUACAGAAACAAGUAUCUAUGCAAAAUAUAAAACAACUUAUUAACAUAAUUAGUAAUUUGAAUACAGAAAAAAAAUGUGGUCCAAUAUAUUAUUUAAUUGCAGUACUACUACAUCAAUAUCCAGAAGUUUGUGAACGUUUCCAGGUUUCUAUAAAGAAGAUUAUACUGUUGCAAGUAGAUUCUUCUCAAGAAAAUCUAGUUAACUCAAGUGCAAAAUGUUUUACUUUUUUAGUAAAAGCAACAGAACGUUCAUUUAAACCUCCUCCUUUGAAACCAAAUUAUACUAAUACAACAUAUCAUCAUGCACUUAUUUGUAAUAAUUUACAUGUAAUAAUGGAUGAAUUAUUUUCUGAUUUAAUAGAAUUAGAAAAUGUGAGCAUAUGGGAUAAACUGGAAUUACCUAGUAUAUCUCAAGAAAAUAUUGUUCAAUUCUAUUUUACACAAAAACAAAGAUUUUUGAAUUUGUGUACUUAUUUAUCAUUUAUGUUGCGUGGAUUUGAUAAAAAAAAUUCAGUAUUACCCCAUGAAAUUUUGAAGGUUUUAUGUAGAGGACUAGCAAUACAACCAUCAAAUAUACAGAAUCAAAAUUCUGUUAGAGAACAGAUUUUAUAUCUUAUUUUACCAAAACUACACAUUGGUUUAUUUGGUAUUUUGGAUGCGCUAAUAAAUGGAUUUAAAGAACAAUUAAUACCAUUUGGGUCAAUAAUAUUGCAACUGUUUCUUCAAACACUACAAUGGACAGAAAAUGCUUUAGAAAACCAAAUAACAAUUAGUGGAAACAAACCAUUUAGAAAUGUAAGAAUAUCUGCUUAUAAAUGUCUAAACUCUUGGUUAAUGAAUACUAAUUCGUUAUCUGGUAUAGAAACAGUUGCAAAUGAAUAUCUUUCUUCUAUAUUAAAAGAUAUAGUACCAGAGAAAGAUCGUGUUUUACUGACUCUUCAAAAAACACAAAAUUUAUCAAAAAGAGCGUUAAAACGUCUCCGAAAUAGUCAGUAUCAGAAGGGUACGUAUUUGAAUAAUGAAAUUGGUUCUAGUAAAGAACAUUAUCUAGAUACAGAUGUAUGUAAAGUGGCUCUGGAUAUAUUACAAAAUAUAUUUUUUAAUAGUGGGACUCUUCUGAAACAAACAUUUUUUAAGACUGUACAAAAUACUAUAAUACCUUUGUUGUAUGACUGCUAUUUAAGUGCAACUGACCAAAGAUUUUAUAAAAAAUAUCCUGAGUGUCGUUUAUUAUUAUUCAGAGUUUUAAGAGCUUUACAAAUGAAUCCACAUUCUUUAUCACCUUUACCUACGCAAUAUUCUCUAGAAUUAUUUGAAAUGGCUUUGAAUGAUAAUAAUUUACAUAUUAUUCAAGAAGCUAAAGUGGCAUUGGCAGAACUUGAAAAAAUCAUACAUCCUCAUGCUCCAUCAAUUCAACUAACUCAAGUAGAGACUAUACAAAAAGAAUUUAUUACUGACGAACAAGUCGUGCAAGAAAAUAAUACAGUGGAAAAUGUAGUUUCACCCACUGUUGAAAUUGUUGCAAAUGAAGAUGUAGAACCUUUGCCAAGUAAAAAAUUAAAAGUUACAAAUUCUAGCGAAACUGUUGAACCUAGAACACAAAAUAGUACAGAAGAUAAACUUCAUAUUACACGAACGAAUCAAGAUAUAGAAAAAGAGAAUAAUACGAUAAAAAAACAAAUGACAGUCACAAUACAAAAUAAAAAUAUUGAAGUUGAAGUUUGUGACACGCCAAUAAAUGAAACUACUUCAAUACUAGUUGUGACUGAUACAGAAAUUCCGCAAUCAACAUCACCACUGGACAUUAUUAAACAAACUGACACUGAUAUUUGCGUUGAAACAAUAGAUGCAACAGAAGAUAAUCCUAAUUCAGAUAUCAAUUCUAAAAUAUCUGAUCUAAAUGAACAACAUCUAACACAAGAAAAAGAAAAAGAGGAAGAAGAAAUAUUGCAAUUAUUUCAGGAUAUACCAAAAAAUGGUAAUUAAUUAUAUUCGUUUGGAAUAUUUUAAAUUCAAGAUAAAUGUAUUGUUAUUUUAUACUUUUCAUAUAUCAAAUAUAUGUAAAUAUAUUUUAAUUUCAAAAUAUAAUAUUUCAACAUUAUAUUUGUAAAUUAUAUGUCUAAAUUAUAAGUGAAACAUGCUUCGAGACAUAGACUUUUGUGUCUUAUAUUUUGUAUUUUUCAUUAAAUCAUCAAUUUUUGGGACUUUUGUUUCGUUUUUUAAAACAGUAAAAUUUGGCAUAACAUCUGCAAUUCUAUCUUCAGUUUUAACAGGAUUUGUAACAAUGUUUUUCACUUUUUGAGCUUCAUGUUCCACAAUAUUUAUAGUAUUUUUGAGAAAAUUGCACGUAUUCGAUUUCAAUCGUUCUGCAAGACCCGUCCAUAAUCCUAUUUCACAGUAUCUAAAAUGGUAUAUAAAAAUAUACAACACAAUUUGUAAUUUACUUAUUUAAUCAUUACACAUUAUCAGGAAUUAAAUUACCUGAAUUGUUCCAUUAUACGAGGAGUUGAUGUAAUACUAAUAAAUGGAUUGGUUUUGCUAGAAAAUUUUGGAAGUAGAUUUGAGAAUAAACUAUCACCUUGAGAUGAAACUGUUAUAUUAGGUGUUCCGCUUCUAGCAAAUUCGGCUAUCAAAUUCGUAAAUACAUUUUCCACUCGUUCAUUUUCCUCAUUUGAUUCUUCAUCACAUUGUACUGAUUCCCCGGUAAUAGUAUUUUCCUUAAAAAUAUAUCCAAGAUCAUCACCGUGACUUGGUAUAUCUGCAAAUAUAAUUAAAAACAUUAAUAAUUAAAAGAUAUAAUUAAAAAAUUAUUUUAGAUGCAUACCAUCUGCAUGUCUCGCUUUAACUAUAGGCAAUCCUGCUAAAAAAUUGUUAUUGCAAUUUCGUUUUCUUUUAUGAUCGAAACUGUAUAGAAAAGCCUCGCUUUUUUUAGCCCAAUAAUUAACUGUAAGGAAAGCGGGGACGUUAUAUAAAGUAUCUCCCAUAGCUUCUGCUAUUUUAGCGAUUUGAGCAGAAUUAUUUCCUGUGUUAAAGACAUUGAAAUAUCUGCUAAAAGAUUCUGUUAUAGAAUGCGAUUUAUUUCCAAAAUUCGAGAUAGUAUUUUGUAGAGUUGGUAUAAGAUAUUUAUUUAAGAAAUCUGGAACGGUACGUAAUUUAUUUUCAAUUUCGGUUUUAUAAUCUCCAAAAAUUGCCCCUCCUACUUCGUUAUUCAUAACUCCCAUCAAUAAUGGUAUAGAUGGAAAAUCUUCGAAUUGUAAAAAAUUCUCUGGUGUGUUGGUAAUCAAAUUAGGAAGAAAUCUAAAAAAUAUCAUGUUAUAAUUGUUGGAUUGCAAACUUAUAUAUAUUUAUGUAAUAUUUAAAGGUUUACUAA
Heterotrigona itama is the source of this 3739-nucleotide messenger RNA. NCBI's taxonomy places the organism in Eukaryota, Metazoa, Arthropoda, Insecta, Hymenoptera, Apidae. The record is from the annotation of a GenBank genome assembly.